GUUUGAUUGUAUUCGCUCGUUUUAUGAACGUCGAUGAACUCCCGGAACGUUCGUAGUUUCGCUCCAAUUAUAGGAUUGGUUCGUCGGUCAUGCUACAAUAGUACUCGCAGGAAUAUACUGUUGGAUGACAAGACUAAAUUGAUAUGUCAAGGGUUUACAGGGAAACAAGGAACUUUUCAUUCUCAGCAAACUCUUGCUUAUGGCACGAAACUUGUGGGUGGAGUUUCACCUGGUAAAGGCGGCAGUUCCCACCUUGGAUUACCUGUUUUCAACUCCGUGAAUGAGGCUAAGGAAGCUACAGGUGCGACAGCCACUGUUAUUUACGUGCCGCCACCUCAUGCUGCUGCUGCUAUCCAUGAAGCUAUUGAUGCACAGAUUCCUCUUAUUGUCUGUAUAACCGAAGGUAUCCCACAACAUGAUAUGAUACGUGUACGAAAGCGUCUUUCUGAACAGUCUGCCUCAAGAUUAAUUGGACCAAAUUGUCCAGGAAUAAUAAAACCGGACGUAUGCAAAAUUGGUAUUAUGCCUGCACAUAUUCAUAAACCAGGAACGGUAGGAAUAGUAUCCAGAUCGGGGACAUUAACUUACGAAGCUGUCUUUCAAACUACACAGGUUGGUCUUGGUCAAUCCCUGUGUAUUGGAAUCGGUGGUGAUCCAUUUAAUGGAACAAACUUCAUCGACUGUCUUGAGGUGUUUUUAAAAGAUCCUAAUACAAAAUCAAUAAUCCUGCUUGGCGAAAUCGGUGGUGACUCAGAAGAACAAGCUGCCGAAUUCUUAAAAGAGCAUAAUACUGGUCCAAACCGCAAACCAGUUGUAUCUUUUAUUGCCGGUGUUACAGCACCACCUGGACGUCGUAUGGGUCAUGCUGGAGCCAUCAUUUCGCUAGGUAAAGGUGGUGCUAAAGAGAAAAUGGCAGCUUUAGAAAGUGCAGGUGUUGUUGUCACACCUUCCCCAGCUCAAAUAGGUAAAACUCUCUUGCAAGCCAUUGCAGAUCUUCCAAACUCGUAAAUAGACUUAUUUAUCGUCAAGUUUUCUCGAAUAUAUCGAAGAUUAUCGCGCUUCUUAUUAUUUGAUUUUUCAUAUUACUUCAGUCAUCAUUGUUUCACUGAAAAACGCCAUCAAUGUUCUAUACGUUGAGUAUCUUAUCUACAUUGCUAGUUCUUUUUUUGUACUAAAUUGUUUUCACUUGGAUUCUUUUCCACAUGUUUAUGCGAUUAAAUAUUCGACUCGAUUCAGUAUACCACCAAUUCUUCUUAAGUCAGUUUUGAUAAAUGAAUGCGUUGUGUUUUAUUUCAUAGAAUUGUAUCUUAUAUACGUGUUUUCAUUUUUGUAACUUUCAUCUCUUUUUGGUAGAUAUUAAAAUAGAAGUAAUGUUUUGUGCUGCUAGCUAACAUUAAAAAAUGAUGUUAUCAAAAACUGUUGGUUUUUUCAAGGUACAGCCCAUCAACCGAUAUUACUAGUUGAGAUUAUUUCCUCAGUCAUAGCACCACUAUAUAUAUAUAUAUAUAUAUAUAUAUAUAUAUAUAUAUAUAUAUAUAUAUAUAUAUAUAUAUAUUCUUUUGAUUACUACUCAAAAGUCAUUUUGAUUAAUAUAAUCUCUAAAAUCAC
This is a messenger RNA of Schistosoma margrebowiei, 1608 nucleotides long. The record is from the annotation of a GenBank genome assembly. Lineage: Eukaryota; Metazoa; Platyhelminthes; Trematoda; Strigeidida; Schistosomatidae.